Messenger RNA from Tachysurus fulvidraco (yellow catfish), 3620 nucleotides. Its product is annotated as early growth response protein 4. The transcript is spliced from 2 exons. The coding region runs from base 307 to 1587 and encodes 426 amino acids. The record is from RefSeq and is a predicted model, not a curated record. Gene Ontology annotation, biological process: regulation of transcription by RNA polymerase II. Gene Ontology annotation, molecular function: RNA polymerase II cis-regulatory region sequence-specific DNA binding; DNA-binding transcription factor activity, RNA polymerase II-specific. Lineage: Eukaryota; Metazoa; Chordata; Actinopteri; Siluriformes; Bagridae.
GCUGUGGGUGAGAGGAGCGCAGCAACAGAUAGCGAAGGAACAUCCAACUGCGAGUCGCACACAUCUAGGACAUUAUUAUAAAAAAGGGGAAUUCCUGAUUACUAUUCACUUUUUAUUGUUUCUACAGGACCUUAUCACGCAUUACGGAUCUAUUACUGAUUGUCGCAGAGAAGAGACAUUUUGUGAAUUUCAUGUUUAUAUUUAUUCUCCAGAUUUUCUCCAUAAAGAAGAUUUUUGCACCGGAUAUUCAAAUAUCCUCGUUGCUUUUUUAUUUCUUUUACUUUUUUUUAUUAUUUUCUGGAAAACAUGCUCAAUAACGUCGAUUUGAACUCUCAGGACUCUUUCUACCCCCAGUUUGACACCUGUAACGACUCAGCCAUCGGGAUGAUGGACACUAAGGAGCAUCAGGAUGUCUUUAUGGACGCUGAGCGCACAGCACCUACUCAGUUUGCACACGAUACAACAAUCACUCCCAAAACGGAGCCCACCAGCGCAGAUCAAUACUCCUCCUGUCACGGCCCUAAGGGAAGCUACGACUCCUCGCUGUCCUACUCGGGCAGUUUCUACGUGGAGGCGUGUCAGGGCGCCCCCUGCAGCGCGGAAACGCUGCUUAACAUGAUCACCGAGAUCGUGGGCAUCUCCGCGGGCCCACUUCCAGAAGCGCAGCAGCAGCCCCAACCUCAGCCGCAGCCUCAGCAGCAACAACAGCAAAACGCCACCCCAAAUGCACCACAAGAACCUCCAUCCUCUGAGCCUGGGACAUUCCCUGUGGUCGUGAAAAGUGAGUUUGAGAACAGCGGAGGCUGUUAUUACGAGUGGAACUCCUUCGGGAAAACUGACACUUAUGGUUUUCCAACAUCUGGCGACUUUUCCUCCGACCAGCAUCAUCAUCAGCAGCAGCAUCAUCAGGUGGAUAUGAAAGAUCUGCUGGACUCGCUGUCCACCCCUGACAUAGAGUUUAAGGUGGAAGCCGGAAUUAAGCAGGAACAAAGCUUCGGGGAUGCUUGUGGUCAGAGUUUUGGUGCUCCUGCGUUUAACUACUCUGUCAUGGACGCACCAUCAAAUAGCCUCCUGAAACCGGGUGUGUUUCCAAACUUCCAGCCCAUCCCUGCUCCGGGACAGUGCGAGCCUCCGACCUACGCGACCUCCACCAUCGACUCGCUCCUGUAUUCCACUCUGCUUCCCCCGGAGCCAUUGGCACCAAGCCGCGCACGCGCGCCGAAGCGCAAGAGCAGCGCCGCCGCCUCCGGUUCUUCCUCCACUGCCAAGGAGAAGCCCUUCACGUGUCCUAUGGGCUCCUGCGACCGUCGCUUUUCUCGCUCGGACGAGCUCAACCGGCACAUUCGUAUUCACACGGGCCACAAGCCCUUCCGGUGUCGCGUGUGCGCGCGUAGCUUCAGCCGCAGCGACCACCUCACCACGCACACGCGCACGCACACCGGCGAGAAGCCGUUCGCGUGCGAUGUGUGCGGGAAGAGGUUUGCGCGCAGCGACGAGCGCAAGCGGCACGGACGUGUGCACCUGCGGCACAAGGAGAAGACGCAAGAGCUCGGCGCUUGGCCCUUCGCUCUCCCCGAGGCCAUCUGAAGAACGAAUGAAACCAAAAUCCAGUGCCAAAAUGCGCUUUGUAUUUGGUGUGCACACGAUCUUGGGAAGAUCUACGGUUGCUAAGGUUCUUAGUCGGAGGCUCCACGUGCACUGUGCGCAUGUACUUCUAAUUAUUAUUAUUUAGAUUUUAGUUUUUCUGCCCUCCUCCCCACAAAAAACCCUGCACACAAAACAAAAAGGUUCCUGGAAUAUUUCUUAUGGGUUUUAAUGCACGGAAUCCUUUAAAGUGCCCCCAGGAACUUCGUUGGAAAGGUUCCUAAAAACUGAAAUGGUUCCAAUAUGAACAAUCCUAAUGGAACCUAGUUUAUAAAGUGUGCACAUGUUUUUUCUUUUUUUUCCAGGUGGAGUUGUGUUUUAAACUAAAAUAAAUUCUUUGCGAAACAGACUAACUCAUGUGUACCUUCCAGAGGGGACAGAUACACUUUUACAGAGAGGGCCUCUAAUAUCAUGGAAAUAUGAAUGCACAGUUCAUAGUAAACUACUUCCUCUACUCAUAUUAGUCCAUCGCAUUGAAUCAGAGACAAAACGUCUUUUUUAUUUAUUUAUUUAUUUAUUUAUUUAUUUAUUUAUUUAUUUAUUUAUUUAUUCUUUCAUUUGAAGGAACAGGAUGGAGAAUGUUUUUAGGCAAAGGAGCGAGUUGUACAAGAGUGCCAGAAGUUUUUUCUUUCAAAGGGAAAAGGGGGAUCUUCCCUACAGAAACGCCCUUCAUGAUGCUUGCUCUGUAUGCAGCGACUGCAUAAACUCUUUAACCGUUUAACUUUUGUGCUCCAGGUUGCUGCCAGAGCAGCCAAACGCUUUCGAGCUGCAGUUCAGCACCUUGACUCCGGAACAGCUCCCAAAUCUAGUUAUUUUUCAUUUUAUUUUUUCUCUCCACUCUUCCUUCCUUCCUUCCUUCCUUCCUUCCUUCCUUCCUUCCUUCCUUCCUUCCUUCCUUCCUUCAUUCUUCCUUCCUUCCUUCCUUCCUUCCUUCCUUCCUUCCUUCCUUCCUUCCUACCUUCAUUUUAUUUUAUUGCGCUGGAUCGUAUUGCACUUCUCUCCAACUUUUGUGCUUUUUGAUAUUGCAUGUUUACUGUUCAUGUAAUAUGAUGAUUAAUAAGCUAAUGUAAUAAUUGAUGCCUCACUGCAGAAGUGAGACUUUACCUCGUUUCUACAUCACGGUGGUGGCUUUUUCACCUUUGGAACUUGGACACACCACGACUUGUGGUUCAUUUGUGCCAAGAGGUUCCUUUUCUUUUUCCUUAAAUUAGUGUCAAUUUACGUGUUUUAUUUCAUUGCAAUGCUAUUGAUUGAAUGGUAAAUUGUGUUGUUUGAUAAGGAAGUUAUUCUACUACAGCUGUCAGUGCAAAAAUAAAUAUAUUUAUAUGGCUAUGUAUGAUUAUUUGUAUUUUUGUAUUUUUCUGUUUGUCUGGAUAGUUAAGAUGACAGUUUAUUUCGAAACUUUUGAACUCACAGUGUUUCCUGCGUGCUGUAUAUUAAAGGGAAAUAAAAAGCAGACCUCCAUACCUAAAAAUAAAGCGUGAAAGAGUUAAAGACUCCUGAACAAGUGUACAAGUUUACAUUUACAAGAGACACAAAGCAUUUCUGUCCACUUAGAACCCGUGUUUUGUUGUUUGACAGACCCCUAGUUUGUGUAUGUACAUAAAUGAAUGAAUUAUGAAUCAUCUAGCUCACAUGGCUCUUUGUAGUGUGUAAUGUGAUGAAGACUAGAAUAGCACCAGGCUGGACAUUGCUGUUGAGUAACUUAGGUAGCACACAUUGCUGCAUUUUCUUUUCUUUUCUUUUUUUUUCCACUAGUUCUUCUACACAAAGGUAAAAGGUGUCUUAUCACAGUUAGGACACCGAUGUAUUGUAGUUUGUUUUAAAAAAAAAAAUGAAUGAAAGAAGCUAGGAACGAACAACGGGGGAGAUGUUUAUGGGAAACUUGCCUUAAAUUAUUUUUAAUCUCUUCCUAUAGUGGGAGAACACAAUUGUAUAUAUUAAGACAGUUUAUACAAAGUACUUUGAAUGAACUU